Messenger RNA from Rhagoletis pomonella (apple maggot), 2059 nucleotides. RefSeq names its product diacylglycerol kinase epsilon (gene Dgkepsilon). The coding region runs from base 187 to 1815 and encodes 542 amino acids. The transcript is spliced from 7 exons. Gene Ontology annotation, molecular function: ATP-dependent diacylglycerol kinase activity. The record is from RefSeq and is a predicted model, not a curated record. Lineage: Eukaryota; Metazoa; Arthropoda; Insecta; Diptera; Tephritidae.
UGAACACCACCCUCAACAAAGCGAAUUUAUACAAGGUGAAAUUCGCUUUGCCAAAGCGUAUAAAUUCGCCGUUGUUUUUAAUGUAAUCGGAAUGAAAAAACAAAAACAUUGGGUCUUCCUCGAAAUGAAAACAUAAUUUUUGAAGUGUCCAAAGGUACAAAUGCAGUGUAAAAUAAAAACAAGAACAUGAGUAUUCAACUCACCAGUUUUGAAUUAAGUUCCGAAGCGCUAAUUGGAUCACUACUAGCAUUAUGUGCGUUAUUCGCUUUUUGUCGCAGUUUAUUACUGGAGGACGUAAUUUUCAUACCAAGGAAAACGAAACAUAGCUGGAAAUCUAUCAAGCUACUCGAAAAGUUGAAGUAUUUUGCGUUUCUACAGGUCUGUUAUUGCAAUGCAUGUGAGAUCCUUUUGACCUCUUCAGCAGGUCUCUUCUGUGAUUGCUGUGGUGUUUGUUCUCAUUCCGCAAAUAUGUGCACCAAAGAAAUAGACAACAAUUAUCGCUGCAAAGAUAAAUGGAUUCGAAAUGAAAAAUCGAUGCGUCAUCUAUGGGUUCGUGGCAACUUGCCCGUUGGAGUAGUCUGCGUUGCAUGUAAGGGCGAAAUCGAUUAUCACGCCACCGCAGGCCUAUUUGGUUGGCGAUGUGCAUGGUGUCAUCGUUGCUAUCACAAUAACUGCUAUAAACAUAUAGAUGCACGAUCAGAGUGUGAUUUGGGUGAAUUUCGGGACAUGAUCUUUCCACCGUAUUGUAUUGUUGCGGCGCGCACUCGCGAGUCGGUACGAUUACAUUUAGCUGGCAUUAAACCACCUAACAUUGAAAGUUGGGAGCCUUUAAUAGUGAUUGCUAAUACAAAAUCUGGAAGCAGUACAGGUUCAGAUGUUGUAUCUUUGCUGCGAGGUUAUCUCCACCCUCUGCAAGUGAUGGAACUGGGUACUCGCGGUCCUCAAGAUGCCAUGCAAUGGGCAGCGAAGGCUACUCCUAGGCCUUGUCGCAUUCUAGUAGCAGGAGGAGAUGGCACUGUCGGUUGGGUAUUAAACACAAUCCACGCUCUCAAUAUAAAGCCUAUACCUUCUGUUGCUAUAAUGCCAUUGGGAACAGGUAACGAUCUUUCAAGAGUGAUGGGUUGGGGCCCAGAGCCGCCUGCAAGUUUAGAUCCGGUUGCAAUCCUCAGAAAUAUUAAGCGGGCCCGAUCAGUAAAUUUAGAUCGUUUCGACUUACAAGUUGAAAGACUACAUUAUAGACUGCCUAUUCAACGACAUCCAAUCAAAACGAUACAUGUUUAUAACUACUUCAGUAUUGGAGUGGAUGCGUUGGUCACUUAUAAUUUUCAUAAAACCCGAGAAUCUCGAUUUUACGUAUUAAGUAGUCGUAUUUUUAAUAAGCUAAUUUAUUUUGGUUUCGGUACUCAACAAAUAGUACAACGUGAUUGUGAACGAAUUGAAAAAAAGUUGGAUCUGUAUUUGGACGGUCAUCUUGCAGAGCUGCCUGAACUGCAAUCGAUUAUCUUCCUUAACAUUGAUUCUUGGGGAGCAGGCUGCAAACUUUGUGAGCUCAGUAAUUCAGAUUCAAAUGCUAAGAUAGACAACUCUAUAUCUGAUGGUAUUAUGGAAGUUUUCGGUCUUGUAUCUUCAUUCCACAUGGCUCAACUACAGUGUGGCAUAAGUAAACCUGUGCGGAUUGGUCAAGCUAGGCAAAUACGAGUUGUCGUAAAGGCCACAUGUCCUAUGCAAUCUGAUGGUGAGCCGUGGAUGCAAGCUCCAGCUGAUAUACGCUUACAGUCGCGCAGUCAAGUACGCAUGCUAAAGUUGGAAUGUUAGUGCUAACUUAACUUAUUCAUUUAAAGCUUUAUAUCAAUGUUGUCCAGCGGGCGGCGGGCGCUAAAAUAUGGUCCGCGAAAAGUUACAAACUUUGAAUGAACACGCCGCUCUCUGGGAAAAAAUAAUUUGAGUCAAAAAAUCCUUAAACCUUAAUCGAUUUCGUAAUUUUGUUUUGAAUGUUCGUUAUUAAUUGUACAUUAAGAUAGUGCUCCUUUCUUAAAGAGUCAUAAAAUUAAAGAAAAUA